ACAAACAUAACCACGUGUGUGUAAGACGAACGUGGCACUUGUUCAGUUUGAUUGAUCCUUGUUUCAGAUUUGGAACAAACAUAAAACUAACAACAACAACUUUCAUCAUUCUUCUUGUUCCAAACAACAUAUUUUGAAGAUCGAAACAGUGAUGGCAACAGGUACACAAGCAUACGGUGAAUCAUGGUACUGGGACAACCGUUACACAAACGAACCUGGUCCUUUUGAUUGGUACCAAAAGUAUAUUACUUUGGCUCCUAUCAUCAAUCUCUAUGUUCCCAAGAACCAAUCUAUCCUUGUUGUUGGUUCUGGUAAUUCAGCGUUCAGUCAAGGUAUGGUUGAUGAAGGUGGUUACAAGGAUGUUGUUAACAUUGAUAUAUCUUCUGUGGUCAUUGAUGCUAUGCAGAAGAAAUACCGAGAUCGUCCUCAAUUGAAGUAUUUGAAAAUGGAUGUCAGAGACAUGAGUGCUUUUGCAUCAGAGACUUUUGGUUCUGUUAUUGACAAAGGAACUCUUGAUUCUAUCUUGUGUGGAAACAAUUCAAGACAACAUGCUACUAAGAUGCUUGAGGAAAUUUGGAGGGUUCUCAAGGCUAAAGGAGUCUAUAUUCUGGUGACGUAUGGAGCUCCACUAUAUCGCUUACGUUUGCUACGUGAUUCAUGCUCGUGGACAAUUAAACUCCAUGUGAUAGAGAAACUUGCAUCAGAAGAAAAAUCUGUUAAUCCACUCUGGGAGCUGACAAAACCUAUUCCACUUAAUAAUGAUGGAAGCUCUGUGGAUGAAACCCUAGGACUGAAUCCCGAUGUCCAUUAUAUAUACAUUUGCACUAAGGAAAUUUCUGCUAACUCAAACGUAAAAGCAUGAAUGCGCAGUUUAGCGUGGAAGGCAUGCAUUUCCAAUCUACACAAAUUUGUGAUAACUACUCUUUUACUCUAGUUGAUACUAGAAUUUGUAAUGUCAAAUCGAAAGUUAAUGAUGUUAUUUGGUACAUCAGUUAGUAUUAUAAUUUUUCUCAGCAUUUGUGUGAUCUAAAGACAGUAUAACAUUUCUUCACUUUUAGAUUAGGUUGAUUAUUCCAUAAGUUUUAUGUUAAUUGGACCAUUUGUAAUACAGUUGUGAUUAUUCUCUUGUGUUUUAAAUAUUGAAAAUGGCUAUUUUGAUGCAGCUAGUCACCCAAA
This is a messenger RNA of Medicago truncatula (barrel medic), 1176 nucleotides long. Its product is annotated as EEF1A lysine methyltransferase 4. The coding region runs from base 152 to 862 and encodes 236 amino acids. NCBI's taxonomy places the organism in Eukaryota, Viridiplantae, Streptophyta, Magnoliopsida, Fabales, Fabaceae. The transcript has 9 exons. The record is from RefSeq and is a predicted model, not a curated record. Gene Ontology annotation, molecular function: S-adenosylmethionine-dependent methyltransferase activity.